Phytophthora sojae is the source of this 1425-nucleotide messenger RNA. RefSeq lists its product as hypothetical. The transcript has a single exon. Lineage: Eukaryota; Oomycota; Peronosporomycetes; Peronosporales; Peronosporaceae. The record is from RefSeq and is a predicted model, not a curated record. The coding region runs from base 1 to 1425 and encodes 474 amino acids.
AUGGACGCCGCAUUGACUCUGGGCGACGCCGCGCUCGAGCAGCUACGCGAGCAGCUGCUCGCCUUCAGCGCCGAUGCGUCUACGCAGCCAACGCAUCUCCACCUCGUGGAGCAGCUAGCGGCGGAGCUGCCGGUGGCAGCGGCGUCGGAGCUGCAGCGUCUGCUCCCAGACGUCCUCCGCGCCGUCAAAGCGCUCUGUCGCCUGGCCAUCAAGUGCGUGGCAGCGGUCGCAGCGGACACGCAGAACGUGGCGGCCCUGGUGGCUCUGGACGACAAGUUGCGGCCGAUUCUGCGCGUGCUGCGGGCGGUUGUGGGCCGUCUCAAGGCCCGAGAGCUGGCCGACGCAGUGUACGAGGCCAAGGAGCUGCGACGCUGGCUGCCGUUCGUGGCGACGACCUGCAGCUUCGUUGAGGCGGCGGAGCUGCCGGGCGCGGACCUGAUGCAGAGCGUUGAAUUGGCUGGCGAGACCCUGGACGGCUGUGUGGAGCUGCUGCAGGUGGACGGGCGGACGCAGGUGCUGGCGGAAUACGUCGCGCAGAUCGUGGCGCUGUGCUCGCAGGACGUGAGCAAGGACGAGUGGGUGGCUGCUGCGUCGGUCAACAAGAGGGUCAUGCUGCAUGUGGUGCAGCAAGUGCCGUUCCCUCACUUGGGCGGAGAUCUGCUGGGCCGCUUGCUGGCGCUCACGUUCCCACUGGUGGACGACCUGACUGAUGCCACGCAGCUCGUUGGGGCGCGACUGCUGCGCCACCUUGUGAGGAACGUCACGCCCACGGAGCUGCGCUGGUACUCGGACGUCCUGCUGGAGGUACUACACACGGCGAUGGUCUCUCGAAAGCCGGCGACGCUUGAUGUGCUUCUCGACUGCCUCGUGGAAUCGCUGGACAAGGUGUCUCCUCCGGGCGAGCUCAAGCACUACGACCGCUUUACGCCGCGGAUGCUCCGCGACACCAGUCUGUGCAGCGAUAUUGCGGUACGAGUGGUGUUUGUUCGGCACCUGCGGGCUCUUGUCAUUCGACAGGGUGCGCCGCAUAGCCUCAAUGUGAUCCGCUACCUCCAGCCGCUGCUGAAGGUGCUAAUCGCGGGCGUUGAGAGCGUCAACGUCGCAAUGUUGGAGGAGACUCUUGAAACAUUACAAGCUACCAUCCUCGCUGCGUGGCCCCGCAUUGCACCUCAUACCGAGCAGAUUCUCGUUGGUGUGCUACGUGCCGUGGCUUUCUGUGAGAUUUUUGAAGAGGGGGCCGAUUUUACGCCGUCCCCAAAGGAAAAGGAGCAGCUUCUUGCACUCGGCGAGGAUAUCCUCGACUUGUUGCACCAAGUCAAUGCUGGAAACCCCGUUGUUAGUGAUAUGUUGGCCACUGUCGGUAGCCAGAGCCCCAACCUGUCGCCGUUUUGCGAUCGUAUGCAGGUUAAAUGGACAUCUCGCUAG